AUGUCUGGUGUUGCAGCUGUCUCUAUUGGCGGUGAAACCACCCAUUCCGUGACUGCUUUAAACAAACAGAAGGCCUCAGAGGAUGACAUUGAAAGCUGGACAAAUGCACGACUUUUGAUUAUUGAUGAAGUGUCCUUUAUGAACACCAAUGAAGUGGAGAAGCUGGAUGAGAGGUUACGUCAAUUGCGACAGAGGUACACUUCUCUCUUUGGGGGUAUUCACAUUCUUUUUUGUGGAGAUUUCAGACAGUUGGAGCCUUGUACCGGAAGCCCCCUGUACUCACCCUACUAUAGUGACAAGAAAUGGAUCACCUCCAUUAAUUGUUAUAUUGAGCUAUUUGGCCGACAUCGGUUCGAAGAUGAUCCUGAAUGGGGGGCUAUUUUGGAACGGAUUAGAAAUGGAAACUACACACACCAUGACAUUGAUGCUAUCAAUGAGUGCCUUCUUCAACCUGGCACAGAACUACCCAGUACUACUUCCUACUGUGUCUAUGCAAACCGAGAUCGCACAGCCAUUAAUGCUGGGAUCUUCCACAAUCUACUAAAAGCGCAUUAUGGGAAGUCAAAAGAGAUGCCAAGUGACAUGAUAGUUGUACGAGCCAGUAAUAUGACCAGAUUGUCCAAAAGUGGAGCAAAACAAGACUUAAAGAACACAGACAAGCACUUCAUCUAUGAGAACUGUCCAGAUCACAGAGUUACUGCAAAAAAAGGGCGUUCUACCAGAGGUCAUUUUGCAGAUCCUAUGCUGAAACUCUAUUAUGGGUUGCCUCUAAUGCUGGUUACCAACGAGGAUGUUCCAAAUGGUCACGCUAAUGGAACCAGAGUGAUCUUGGAAGAAGUGGUUCUCUGUGGUGGUUCUACACCGAAGGGCCUGGAACUUGAUGGUAUGCAAUGCCCUUCUGUGGAAGCAUCUCAGGUUGACUAUUUGCUAUGCCGAGCAGAGGAUAGUCAAACCAAAUACUUCAAGAUCCAACCUAAGACCUUGACAUGUCUUGUAAAAGCCCCCAUUCCGAAGCACUUUGGUCACACAGAAAGCACCAUCAACUUUACAGUACAACUUCUACAGCUCCCACUUCUCACCAACAAUGCUAUCACUGGUCACAAACUACAAGGCCAGACAAAACAAGAUCUUCUUAUCUCAACGUGGAGUAAAGUCAAGAACUGGAACUACGUUUCCCUCUCUAGAGUCAAAGCCAGAGCUGGGCUUCAUCUUAUGAAGAAACUACCUCAAGAUGUUGAUUUUUCAGUGCCAGAAGCUCUGCUCGAAAUGAUUGCUAGGUUAGAAACAUUGCUCCCAGAGGAUCUAGAGUGGGAUCUAGAAGAAGACGAAGAUAACAGCUUAGUUUAA
Seminavis robusta is the source of this 1347-nucleotide messenger RNA. The record is from the annotation of a GenBank genome assembly. Lineage: Eukaryota; Bacillariophyta; Bacillariophyceae; Naviculales; Naviculaceae.